Molecule: messenger RNA, 1347 nt
Organism: Striga asiatica
Lineage: Eukaryota; Viridiplantae; Streptophyta; Magnoliopsida; Lamiales; Orobanchaceae
Source: the annotation of a GenBank genome assembly
AUCAUUAUAUAAUCAAACCAAAUAGUUAAAAUUAUUUAAAAUCCCAUCCCUCAAUUAAUAUUCUCCCUAUGUAUAGGCCUCCACUUGGUUCAACCAAACACACCCUUCAGCGCAAAAUAUAGUAAGAGAUGGAGGGUCAAAAACGACAAUUCACAUUUCCAAUUGAUAUUGUGCCCCAAAAUUAGCCAAAGGCAAUGCUUGCUCACUCCACCCAAAAAGGGUUUUAGGUCCUCAAUAAAAAGCUAUGCAAACUCUUCUGCUGCCGGCAGCUUGCUCCGGCGUCGCGCGGCCAGCUCCGCCGUAUAACCAGACGUUUUUCGGAGCCCUACCGCGAAACCCCCUCCGCUCACUUCUCCGCUUUGGCGUCUCCGGCGAUCCUCAUUCAUCUCCUUCCUCACUGAAAUUGGUCGAUGUUUUUUCCCGUCCGUACUACAUUUUAAAUAACCGCAGCGUUAAAACCCUAGCUUCGGACCCCAUUGCCUUUGGUUAUAGCUCUCCAAAUGAUGAGCCUGACAAGGCCAAGCUCGCUCAGGUUUCAAAGAGAUUAGAGAAAACGUCGAGGUAUUUCAAGAGAUUGGGAAGUUUUGGAUUUUGGGGGCAGCUAAUCUGCACGAUUGUAGCUGCCGUGAUCCUCUCGUUUUCUAUCCUUAUAACUGGGAAGAUCACAUCUCCCGCUACCUUUUAUGCUACGGCUGGUGGCAUUGCAGCUGCAUUCAUUUCAGUCUUUUGGUCUUUCGGCUAUAUCCGGUUGUCAGAUAAACUCCGUAAAACAGCAAAUGAUCCUUCAAAGGCACCUCCUCGUGCGGAUGUCGUGAAGAGCCUGAAGAAUGGCAUAUUUGUAAAUCUAUUGGGAAUGGGUGCUGCUAUACUCGGUAUGCAAGCUACUGUUGGCUUGCUGGUGGCAAAAGCUCUCACAACUUCAGCCACUCCUUAUUAUCAGGGUAUCCCUCCUGGGAACACUCCUGUUCUUGCCUUGGAUGUGUUCUUGGUCCAGGCAUCUGCCAACACUAUACUUUCGCAUUUUCUGGGGAUCGUGUGCUCGUUGGAGCUAUUGCGUUCGGUCACGUUACCACCUACUGAACCUGUUCCCCUUCCCAAGCUUGCAUGAGUUUUUGCUUGCACAAUGUGUGGUUGAAGCACUUUGAAAUGGAGCUGUUCACAAGCCAUCUCAGUGUUUUUUUUUUUUCCCCCCUUCAAAAAUCACCAUUUGCUUUGUCUUAAGCAGGGAUAUUGUAUAACACAGUUCACUCUUUCUGGAUGAUUUUUUCCUGUGUUAAAAAUGUUGUGGUUCUAUAAAGCAACGCAUAAAAAAUCGUUCUUUAGUUAUUCAACCUCAAUUUUCCACAA